Molecule: messenger RNA, 1478 nt
Organism: Paramisgurnus dabryanus
Lineage: Eukaryota; Metazoa; Chordata; Actinopteri; Cypriniformes; Cobitidae
Product: CD276 antigen-like
Biological process (GO): immune response; negative regulation of T cell proliferation; positive regulation of T cell proliferation
Cellular component (GO): external side of plasma membrane
Source: RefSeq, a predicted model, not a curated record
UCUCACUGUGUUUUUUUUCAAAAUGUCUGAGGGUCGCAAGAGAAAAAGUGUCUACGAAUUGUAUGACAAGAAGAGAAAGGACUAUAAAUAAAGAAACAAGACCAGAUGUUUAUGGGAGACUAUUUCACACGCUGGCGUGAGCUAAAAGGACAGGUUGGGCUUCCAACGCGAAGUUUCUACUGGAAAGAGUCUUGGGUUUAAAGUAACUUUGCCAGGGGGCACAAAACAACAAAAUUAUGGAGAUAUUCAACUACUUCUCAAAGUUCUGAAAUGAUCAAGACCCCGGCCUGACCAGCUAAGUCCACUUUGACCACACAUGUAGACCAGCAUGCUACACCAGCUAAAACCAGGCUGGGAGACAAACUAAAACCAUCUUACCAGCUUAUGCUGGUUUUAGCCUUUGUUUCAGUAGGUGAUCACUGGUGUUAAUCUGGUUCUUCUGCAUUUGUCAAAAGGGGCUUGAAAAUGAAUCUGAAGCAUCAAGUGGCAUUCCUCUGCCUGUCUCUUCUUGUAUUUGAAUCUUCUUGUUUCACUGAGUUUGAAAUUUCUGUGCCCAGUGGUACUGUGACCGGGGUUUACGGUGAGCCACUGAUCCUGCCCUGCACUUUCUCAGUUGACGGCUCAUGGGAUCUGAACAGCACACUUGUUGUUUGGCAACAUGUUGGCGAUAUUAUACACAGCUUCUACGUCAGCCAAAACCAACUUAACCGUCAGAAUCCUCUCUAUGCCAAACGCACCAGCCUGUUCAAUCAGGAGAUAACACAAGGAAAUGCAUCACUCAGAUUGGAUAAAAUCACUCUAGAAGAUGCUGGCAUGUACACCUGCUCCAUCAGCACUAACGCAGGCAGACAGGAGAAGAGUUUUGGAGUACACAUUGCAGCGUUCUACUCUGAACCUCGGCUGAAGUUUAUUUGUCUAAUUGAAGGGUUUACCCUGCUGAUAACCUCAGAAGGUGGAUAUCCUUCCCCUUUUCUGCAAUGGCUUAAAGAAAAUUCAGAAGAUAUUACCACUCAGACACAAACAGAUAUCACACACGACAUACAGACAGGACUUUAUCAAGUGUCUAGUAGGAUAAAUCUCACUGAAGUCACCAACUCUUCUCUGACUUUCAUACUGCACAACAAGCUCCUGGGACAAGACAUCAGGAGAGAGAUCCAGCUGUACUCAGAUAAAAGAGAAAAGCGACAAGAGUCCGUUUACAGAUGUCAUGGAUGCGUUACACUGAUCCCUGCAGUUUUGCUGCUGGUGCUGAUCAUAAUAAGUCUUAUGAUCGCGUUCAUUAAAAACAGAAGAACUAAACAAAACACCUUUAUUGGAAAGGAAUUUAAGCUUGUAACCAAAGCACUAAAUGGAAAACUUCCAUAUGAUGAUCAAUCAAACAUCUGAUGGAUUUGAAGUACAACUGUAAUAUACUGUAAAAACCUUGUUUUUUAUAAAUUGUGUUUGUAAGUUUACUUGUUGUGUGUACAAUGUUUAUA